GUUGUUUUGAUGGCAAAAUUUGACAAUGUAAUAUGUUUUGAUAUUUUUUUAGUUUAUUAUUUAACUUUUAUUAUUUGUUAUUGUUUAUUGAUUUACCACUGGUAUAAUUUAUUAUAAUGUCGGACAAUUUACCAUCGAUAUAUGAGAUUUUUGAACAGGAAAAUUUGUUCAAUGGUAUGCGUUCUGGCUUUAAAUAUUUGGCAAAUAUUCUGGCAUCAAAUAAUCCUGGUCAUUUUCAAAUCUUGCAUCAAUAUUUUGAUGAAUUUUACCUUUUCCAUGAAAUAAUCAUCCAAGGAAUUUACCUAAUUUCAUACAGUGCCUCAUUCUGUGAACAUUUUUAUAAUCUUAAAAGAGUAAAGUGUGACUCGUCAAGACUUAGUAGUCGUGAUAUUGCUUCAUCUUUGCUUGUCACUUCUUCUUUUUCAUACCUCAAAAGUAAAUUUGAUAAGUUUUAUGAUGAACUGUCUCGGAUUCAAUUUGAAGGUUUACUCAAUAGAGAUGUUGAUAAAUUUGCAUUCCAUUUCGUCAACAAUUAUCCUUACUUAAAGACUCUUUGGGAGGUGAGCUGUUUAGUGUAUCAAAUUAAGUAUGCUGUCAGUGUUAGCAAAACACACCACCCACUAUUUCACCUACUUGGACUAAGGUUGAUUCGCAAUGAUCCAAGAGACAUGAAAAGACGAGGGUUGGUAUUAAAAAUAGCAAAAGGAGUUGGUAUGUUGAUGACGAGUGCUGCUUUGGUUGUUCAAUUUAUUGAUUUUUGGUAUUCCCGAGAAAGCUCAAGAUCAUCGUAUUCAACAUUAUCAAUUCCACCAGCCCCUAAGAAACGUGAAACUCCCAAUACUCGACCAAACGAUUGUCCACUCUGUUCACAGCCUCGUCGAAAUGAGGUACUUUUAAAGACUUCUGGUUUUCUCUUCUGCCAAGAAUGUUUGGUCAAUUUUGUGCAAAAAAAUGAAAAAUGUCCGAUAACUGGAUAUCCCACUAACUUGUCCCAAAUUGUACCAAUUUACCAGUCAGACUCAUUCUAAUUGUUUUGCUUAUGCCUUAAAAUUUUAUCAACUUAAUUUAUUUAUGAUAAUUAAAAUAAAAGAUCUGAAUCUUUUUACGUAUUU
This is a messenger RNA of Tetranychus urticae (two-spotted spider mite), 1112 nucleotides long. RefSeq names its product peroxisomal biogenesis factor 12 (gene Pex12). Gene Ontology annotation, biological process: protein monoubiquitination; protein import into peroxisome matrix. Gene Ontology annotation, molecular function: zinc ion binding; protein binding; ubiquitin-protein transferase activity. NCBI's taxonomy places the organism in Eukaryota, Metazoa, Arthropoda, Arachnida, Trombidiformes, Tetranychidae. Gene Ontology annotation, cellular component: peroxisomal importomer complex; peroxisomal membrane. The record is from RefSeq and is a predicted model, not a curated record.